AUGUUGCAGACUCAGACUCAACACGUUUUUUCCCAUCAACAUCAAUACCCGCAAGCCGAGCCGUCGUGGCUGCAUCAGCAGCAGCAGCAACACCACCAGGCCCAGCAUCAUCAACAGCAGCAGCAGCACUCAUCGCUAGCCGCUCAGCAACAUGCCCAGGCUGCCGCUGCCGCUGCCGCCGCCGCCGCCGCUCAACAGCAACACUACAACCGCAUCGCGAUGGCAGGAGGAAGCGGAUCCGGCGCUGGCAACCAGGCACAGGGUUCAGGCAACAACGCCGCGGGCCUGAACGCAGAUGGCUCAUCCCUUUCGGCCGGUGCUGGUAUGGAUGGAAACAUUAGCGAGGAGAGCCGCAAAGUCUUUAUUUGGGUCGCAGAGCUGCUUGAUCCCAAUCGACGAGAAACUGCUUUGAUGGAACUCAGCAAGAAGCGCGAACAAGUCCCAGAACUCGCUCUUGUCAUUUGGCAUUCCUUUGGCGUCAUGACUGCUUUGUUGCAAGAGAUCAUUUCCGUCUAUCCUUUGUUGAACCCUUCGCAGCUGACUGCCGCUGCCUCGAACCGGGUCUGCAACGCAUUGGCGUUGCUUCAGUGUGUUGCGUCUCACAACGAUACACGUACUCUAUUUUUGAAUGCACACAUCCCGUUGUUCCUCUAUCCCUUCCUCAAUACUACUUCCAAAUCUCGUCCAUUUGAAUAUCUACGCUUGACUUCCCUCGGUGUUAUCGGUGCGCUUGUCAAGAAUGAUUCCUCCGAUGUGAUCAACUUUCUCCUCACAACCGAGAUCAUUCCCCUCUGCCUUCGCAUCAUGGAGACGGGAUCAGAGCUCAGCAAGACUGUUGCCAUUUUCAUUGUGCAGAAGAUCCUUUUGGAUGACUUGGGCUUGAAUUAUAUUUGCGCCACGUAUGAGCGCUUCUACGCCGUCGGCACUGUUUUGAGCAACAUGGUGACUCAACUUGUUGAGCAGCAGACUGUGCGGCUGCUAAAACAUGUCGUCCGUUGUUUCCUAAGACUUAGUGACAACAGCCGCGCCCGCGAGGCCUUGCGACAGUGCCUUCCGGAACCUCUCCGAGAUGCGACUUUCUCAUCCGUGCUUCGCGACGAUGCUGCUACCAAACGUUGUUUGGCGCAAUUAUUAAUCAACCUGUCAGACAACGUGGAUGCCGGAAGUGCAGCCGGUGCUGCCAUGUAA
Talaromyces marneffei is the source of this 1188-nucleotide messenger RNA. RefSeq lists its product as uncharacterized. Gene Ontology annotation, biological process: mRNA catabolic process; negative regulation of translation. NCBI's taxonomy places the organism in Eukaryota, Fungi, Ascomycota, Eurotiomycetes, Eurotiales, Trichocomaceae. Gene Ontology annotation, cellular component: P-body; CCR4-NOT complex; CCR4-NOT core complex. The transcript has 4 exons. The record is from RefSeq and is a predicted model, not a curated record. The coding region runs from base 1 to 1188 and encodes 395 amino acids.